AUGACAUCACACCUCGUGUUUUUCGCCUUGGUGGGGUGUGACGCUGAUGACCUUGAUCUUCAUAGUAACUCAAAUUUUAUCUUCAUCAGUGAUAGACAAAAGGGAAUUCUACCAGCUAUCACAAAGUUGUUUCCAUGUGCUGAGCACAUAUACUGUCUCAGGCACAUUCAUGAAAAUAUGAAGUCGCAGUUUAAAGGAAAGCUAUACAAGGAUAAAUUAUGGAAGUGUGCAUCAGCCACAACUAUUCCAGAAUUUACAACUACAAUGGACGAACUAAAGGCAUUCAACAAGAAAGCCACCUGUGGUUGUCAAAGGGCAGUUUCUGAUAUGCUACUGAACAAUAUGUGUGAGGUGUACAAUGCAAAGAUAGUGGAAGGAAGAGACAAACCCAUCAUAUCUGCCUUGGAGUAUAUAAGAGAAUACUUAAUGAGAAGGAUUGUCACUGUGCUGAAUGUAAUUGACAAAAGUGAAGGAUUGUUGACACCUUGGGCAGCUGAGCAGUUUGAGAAAAUCAAGAAGGAAGCAACAUUUUACUAUGUUCAGUGGAAUGGAGGGGAAUUUUAUGAGGUUAGUGGUAAACCAAAUCAUGCACGUGUGGUGAAUUUGGAGAAGAGGACUUGUAGUUGCAUGAGAUAUGCAGUGGCUGCAUUGUGGGAAAUGGGAGCUACUGGUGGAAGGGUGGGGGCUUUGGAGAGUUGGGUGCAUCCUGUGUACACAAUGGAAAGGUGGAUGUUGGUUUACUCACAUAAGAUUAACCCAAUCAAUGGAAGAACUAUGCGGGCUACAGUUCAGUGUCCCAUAACCAUCACACCACCCAAGCACCACACCCAAGUUGGCAGACCAAGAAGGCAAGGAAGAGGUCAGCCGUUGAAAUAA
Helianthus annuus (common sunflower) is the source of this 876-nucleotide messenger RNA. RefSeq lists its product as uncharacterized. The transcript has 4 exons. Bases 1 to 876 code for a protein of 291 amino acids. The record is from RefSeq and is a predicted model, not a curated record. NCBI's taxonomy places the organism in Eukaryota, Viridiplantae, Streptophyta, Magnoliopsida, Asterales, Asteraceae.